Gaeumannomyces tritici R3-111a-1 is the source of this 664-nucleotide messenger RNA. RefSeq lists its product as hypothetical. NCBI's taxonomy places the organism in Eukaryota, Fungi, Ascomycota, Sordariomycetes, Magnaporthales, Magnaporthaceae. The transcript has a single exon. Bases 425 to 664 code for a protein of 79 amino acids. The record is from RefSeq and is a predicted model, not a curated record.
CAACUCGUCCAGAGCCUGAUUGGGAACGGGAUCCAGAAAAAAAAAAAAAGCCGUUGCCUGUGCUUUUGGAAAACCCACGCCUUUGAUACGCCCAAUUUCCGGCAGAGAAGGUUUGCCUGGUAAGUCCAGUCAGCAGGGAGGAAAAAAAAGCCGCCUACCGUUUGCCCUUCCUCACUCGCUGCCCCUCCCUCCCCCCAAGCCAGUCAUUGCGGUCCUUGUCGCCAAUCGCUCGACCUGAGUGGCUCCAGCAUUCGAUAAAGAAAAACAUACCUUUUAAACUCCACCCAUUCGCUGCUUGUCGUCGCGCGCCCAGCCAAUCAACACGCCCAAUCACUUGGUUUAUUUCGUCCGAAAAGGCAAGCCGGGGGAGCCAACAAGAAACUAGAGUCGUCCCCGAGCCGUUGGCGCUACCCAAAGUAAACAAAUGCCGGAAGACCCUAGAGGCUGGACGGUGGAGAGGAGGCGGGAGAGGCUGGGCCUGGGGGCAGGCGAUGCAGCAGAAGCAAGAAACAAGAAGCAAGGCCCGCAAGCAGGGAAAAAAAACGUUCACUUUACGCUGACAGAUUCGCCGGGGGCUCUUCGGGGCACGUCUCCCGGGCCACUUGCACAGAGCAGAAGCAUCCGCCUUCCUUCAUUCGCCGACGUUGCUGGCCUCAAGUCCUGA